This is a messenger RNA of Mixia osmundae IAM 14324, 1135 nucleotides long. RefSeq lists its product as uncharacterized. The transcript is spliced from 4 exons. Bases 143 to 850 code for a protein of 235 amino acids. NCBI's taxonomy places the organism in Eukaryota, Fungi, Basidiomycota, Mixiomycetes, Mixiales, Mixiaceae. Gene Ontology annotation, molecular function: transmembrane monodehydroascorbate reductase activity. The record is from RefSeq and is a predicted model, not a curated record.
CUCACGAGGACUUAAUUCUACUGCGCUACACGGUGCAACGGGAACUUUUCAGAUACGCAGCAGGCUGCAUCGAUGAUGUCAACAUGUGAAGCUACAGAUCACAAUUUAAUCCGUCGUCUCUCCUCUCGAACACCAUCGAGCAAUGUCGAUCGCGUCUUUGCGUGAGAAUGGCCAAGGCGCCGGUCAGGAUGCAACAUACGGUCGUCUUGUUCUCGUUCACGCUAUCUUCGCCGUGAUCGCGUACGUCUUCUUGAUUCCUGCCGGCGUCGCGGUCAGCCGAUUUGGUCGACGAACGCUUGGCACGUCUUGGAUCAAGGGUCAUGUAGCAUUUAAUGGUACAGCUGCACUUGUCUUUGCUGUCAUCAGCUUCGCGCUCGGCGUCAAGGCAGUAGGAAAGAUCGGCGAGGUCAAGGAUGUGCAUCACAAGAUAGGUGUAACGAUCUUUGUAUGGCUAUGGGUCCAAGUCAUCCUGGGUAUCGUCUUUGCAGUCAUGCAUCGAACUGGCCAGCGACCAUCGACGCGACCGUGGUACGACUACAUCCACAUGGUCUCUGGCUACCUUCUCAUUGGCCUCGCAUGGGCUCAGCUCUGGCAAGCACUGACAUAUUAUGGGUCGCCCGUGGUUGACUACGUGUUGCUCGCGAUUGCGCAAGGCCUGAUCGUGAUUGCUUGGAUCGCGGCAGAGAUCAGCGUGAAGGGCAAAUCAGAGUUCAUCUCGCUUGCUGGCGAUAACGGCAUCGAUUCCAAAAUGGAGAAGAACAACAACAUGGAGCAAGUCGCGCCCUCUACGGGGAAUUACUCCACCAUCUCGAGCGAUACACCGCCCAAGAACCAUCUGACGAGUCAGUAGUGGCAUAACUAUAAUUGUACGGCGCAGUCAGCCAUUGUUUCUUCUCGUUCAAUCGCUCAGCUCGCCCAUCAUACGAGUUGUUGCGCCCAUUCUAGAGGUUUCUCACAUCAGUCAGGCUUUGUAACACAUCACUGCUGUCUAUGCACACUUGUACAAAAUCAUGAACCAGUUGAGAGGAAGAUGCAAUGGCGUGUACUAGGCUCUUUCUGCGAAGCCGAUCUGGUGAUGCUCUUCGUCAAAGAUCACAGAGAACUUUUCGAUGAGAUGCAAGCCUAGUACCGAAAC